This is a messenger RNA of Toxorhynchites rutilus septentrionalis, 4080 nucleotides long. RefSeq names its product protein Wnt-10a (gene Wnt10). Gene Ontology annotation, biological process: cell fate commitment; canonical Wnt signaling pathway; neuron differentiation. Gene Ontology annotation, molecular function: cytokine activity; frizzled binding. NCBI's taxonomy places the organism in Eukaryota, Metazoa, Arthropoda, Insecta, Diptera, Culicidae. The transcript is spliced from 6 exons. Gene Ontology annotation, cellular component: extracellular region. The record is from RefSeq and is a predicted model, not a curated record. Bases 2038 to 3258 code for a protein of 406 amino acids.
CGGCACGGUAAACGGGCUGGUUUACCUUAAGGAGUGCCUACAGAAGCGCUUACUACCACUAUUGAAGCAGCACGAGGGCCCGACCAUCUUCUGGCCGGAUCUCGCUUCGUGCCACUAUUCAAAGGACGUGUUGGAGUGGUACUAAGCCAAUGGGGUCACCUUCGUGCCAAAGGAAAUGAACCCGCCCAACGCGCCGGAGCUUCGCCCAAUAGAGAAAUAUUGGGCGAUUAUGAAGCAGGCCCUCCGGAAGAACCCGAUAGUUGUUAAAUCGGAGGCGGACUUCAAGAGAAAAUGGAUUUCUGUUAAAAAAAACUACAACCUGACGUUGUACAGAACCUUAUGGACGGGGUAAAGAGGAAGGUGCGAGCAUACGGGCUUGGGCUCGAAGUAUGAAUAAAAAGAAAAUGCCAAAAGUUAUUUAAUAGUUUUUAUUUUACUGUCUAAAAUUUUCAAAAGGAUCGGUCUACUGGGCGAAUUUUUACAGCGUUUUUUUCCGUGAUGCAAUUUGAUGUGACACACCCUUUAGAAAGAAAAGUAGAAAUGUGAAAUGCGUACUUGAUUUUGUUGCUCGUGUCUAUUUGACUUCAUUUACAUUAGAUCACAUUCCAUUAGUUUACAGCAAUUUUAGAAUGAAAUGCCAUUCCUACUCUAACCCAUAAACCAUAACCCAUCCGACCACCCACAAGCAGUCAAAGAGAGCCACAGACUUCCACCACAAUCUCGACCAUUAAAAUAUUUUUUAAUGUCCAUUCCGUCGAGUGUGGCUUGUAAGCUUUUACCCCGAUCGUUCGUGAUUUUUCCUUUGCUCGCCCAGAAUCUCGGGUGGCAGAGCAGCUGCCGCAGUGACUGCUCCCAAAUAACAAACCCUCCCAGUUUCACUCGAGACCCACAUUGAUGUGCUCAUUUUUCUCCCGUUUCAAAUCUAUUGCACGGAAACGCAACCUCAAUCUUCCCUCACUUCCCUUUCAAUUUGAAUAUAAUUAAUGGUGCAGCGUAGUUUAUCUCCGUUUCACAAUGUUAGUCGUCCCUUAAAACUACUGCUCCCAGAAAGGCUCCGCAGUCGCCAAGCGGCGUCCAGUGACCGCCGAGAGUCGUCGCUGCCAACAACAAAAUUAUCGAACUGUGCGCCGCAGUCUGGGACUCAUCAAGGCACGGUUCACGGUAUUCGUAUUCCGGCUCGGCACAGCCUCUCUCUCUCUCUGUCUCGUCCACUCAUCUGACUCAUCCCAUCAUUCCCCGGGUGCGGCGCGCGAAUUGAGUGUCCACACCACCGAGGCGAUGAGGUUCAUCGCUUGUUGUUUUUCCCGUCCUUGCUGAAUGCUACUACCCUCAUUGUAGUGGUGCUUCCCAGGCUCAGAAAGACCAAUUGCUGCCAUUGCCGCUGCCGCUGCUCCCAGGCAGAAGCAUAGGAAAGCGCCCAAAAACGAAGAUUGCUGAGGAAUUGAAGGAAAACAACGAAUUUUUCGUAACGUACAAACUGUCCGUGACGGUGAAGAGCAAGAAAAGCGUUUGUGCGUUUGUGUGUGUGUGUGUGUGUGUGUGGGUGUCUAUGUGCCAGUGGAAAAAGCGAAAAGUAUCGACGAGGGGGGCAAAAAAUCAGUUACUUCCAAUCGCCUGACCAAACACUCCUUGCACCCGGGCAAAGGCCCGACACUGCGUCUAGUAAUAAUUAAAUUGCUAGCGGAUCCGGAAGUGAUCGUCGUUUAACGGGGUGAGUUGACGAUUUCAGAAGCUAUUAGUGACGAGAGAGCAAAAAAUAAACAAACAAAAACUCGAUUAAAUAUGCACCACUGAUAGCGAGUUGUAGACAUUUCGUCAGUGACGUUUAAGUGUGAUUUGUUUUUUGUUAAUUCGUUGCGUUAAAGUUGAUGCAAUGCAAAUUAGGCAACGGAACUGCUGGUCGACAUUAAAUCAAACCGUGGUGCAAUGGAACAACUUGAGUGUUAGUCGGAUGAACCCGUGUGCGUUUCUGAGUGGAGACGAAGGAGCUAAGGAUCGAAGCGAAUAGCCGCUCGGAUCGGAAAAAGUGUCUGAGCAAUGAGCAGUGCGGAAAAGUUGCGCAAUGUUAUCAUCGUUUGGUUUGCUUUGAAAAUGUUUGAGAGAAUAUGCUGCAUGCCGGAUGUCCGCGCGACAUGCCGAACGGUGCCGGGCCUAACGCGCGAACAGUUGGAACUAUGCUACCGGGCGAGCGAUGUGACAGCGGCGGCCAUCGAGGGACUAGAACUGGGGGUCAGAGAGUGUCAGCAUCAGUUUCAGUGGCACCGGUGGAAUUGCUCCUCACUGAGUACCAAAAGCCGAAAUCCGCACACUUCCAACAUGUUGAAGCGAGGCUACCGCGAGAGUGCAUUUGCCUAUGCGAUUGCUGCAGCAGGAGUGACCCACAGUGUGGCACGUGCCUGUGCUCAGGGCAGGCUGAUAUCCUGCGGUUGUGAUCCGGCCGUUAAUCGGAAGGGGAUGACCAAAUCGUUGCGAGAGAGUCUAGAGAAAGAGAAGCUGCGUUUCCUGGAUGCCAUCAACGAGAACAGCAUUUUAGUGGAUGAUAGCUUGAAGAAGUUGAAAACCAAACAAGCCAGCCGAUGGAAAUGGGGAGGCUGCUCUCACAAUAUGGCCUUCGGGGCGGAAUUUUCCGAAUUAUUUUUGGACACAAGGGAGAAGGGAGGCGACAUCCAGUCGCAGAUCAAUUUGCACAACAAUCAUGCUGGACGGAAGGCCGUUAGCAACAACAUGCAGGUUCGCUGCAAGUGCCACGGCAUGUCUGGCAGUUGCCAGUUGAAAACAUGUUGGAAAUCGGCACCAGAUUUUCGAGUGGUCGGCAAAGUCUUGAAGCAACAGUACCGCCGGGCAGUGCUCGUAGAUCAGUCCAAUUUGGGGAACGGUCCACCGAUGAUCGUUUACCACAAACCAAAGAAGCGAAAGCACGUCAAGAAUGUCCGUCCACCGCGGCGUACGAAGGACAAACAGCACCAACUCGCCCUGAUAGACCGUGCGAGUCGCAAGAUGGAGAACGCGCUGUUCUACUACCAAAGAUCACCAAACUUUUGCGAGCGGGACCAAAUUUCGGACAUUCCAGGAACAGUUGGUCGGCGCUGCAAUCGUACCAGCAGUGGUAGCGAUGGUUGCGCCUCAAUGUGCUGUGGCCGAGGCUACAAUCUGGUCCGGGAGAAGCGGGUGGACCGGUGCAACUGUAAAUUCCACUGGUGCUGCUACGUGGAGUGCGAUGAUUGCGAAGUUGAGGAAUGGAUUAGUGUUUGCAACUGAAACGGCAAACCGUUGGUUAUGCUCAAAUAGCGAAAUGAUUGUAAAAUGUCAACUGUCGGAUAGAUAUAUCGAACGACAAAUCUAAAUCGUGAUAAACGAAAAGCUUAUUUGCGGUCGCGUACGUCGGGCUUUCGAUGGUUGAACUCGAAGUAUAAGAAGUAUACAGAUAAAAAAAAGGGACUUUGGGCCGCGAAAGCGCUAUAUUUGCACAUGACACAAGUAGCCCGAAGAAAGUAUUCAACUGACAUCAAUUAAUGCUAAAAUGAAAUAUUUACAAUAAUCGCGAACAACGAGGGAAACCACUGUGUGUUCCCAUGAACAGUAUUACGUAGAACGGUACCGAUUGACGCAAAUCUACCAACUACUAGCUAAUAUUAAUUAUUAUACCUUCAAUUAUAAACCGUAUUUCGCUAGGCUCUAAUUUAAGUUAAUUAGUUUUAUUUAUUUGUUCUGUUCCGUACCUGUAUAUACCAUUCGCAAUAGGAUUAGACUCGAGCAGUAUAACGCAUGCUUACUGACAACCAACGUUUAAUCGAUCGAACUGUACCGUGGACACUGUUACUUAGAUGAUAGCUAUACAUUUAAUAAGUUAACUUAAUUUAUACACGAUUGUGAAUAAUGUAAAUUGAACGCAAAGUGGCUCAUUAAAUAAAUAACACAAAUUAGUGAUGUGCUGUAAUAUACAUUUAAACGAGCGCUAGUUUGAAGAAAAACAGGAAGUGGGUUAUAUCUAUGGUAUAACCGCAAGGGUGACGUAGGACUAUCGUUGAUUUAGAGAUCAUUUGUUGAAGUUGAAUCUAAAUCCAUUCUGAAUGAAUGAAU